UUCCUCUUGCAACCAAACAGAAGGUCUUAUCUUAUGUUGCCUUUAAACCUGGAAUAAGGAAGGAAAUAAAGCAGUGAAAUUGUGCAGCAGCCAUUGAUGGGAAAUCCAAAGAAAGAGCUGCUAAGAAAGCGCCGUGGAGGGUCGAUGACGAACAAGACAAGUUCGCCGAUGCCAAGUUCAAGGUUACCAAACAGCCGGGCUCCACCGCCAAAAUGCACGUCCCUCGCCGCAAGUCCGCCUCUUCCCGAAUUGACGACGACGACGACACCCUCGAGAUUGACCCUGAACUCCGUUACAGCUUCCAGCGCAACUUCCAGUUUCUGCAACGAGUUUUUUAGCAUAGACACUGUUGUGAAGCCUCUUCCACCUGCUAUUGCAUACAAUGUUUCUCGCAACUUGAGCUUCUUCAACGCAUAUUCACUCAGUUUUUUGGUUGUCUUGGAUUCCCAUCCUUCUCUUCGGUACUCAUGUCUAACACUCGUAAAUGUGUCCAACACGUAUAGACAUGGGUAUGGAUAUACGACUCACCAAGAUCCCCCAAAUACAUAUCCUGAAGGUAUUGCAAAUGCACAGAAAUCACUCGGGUUGGGACAGGAAGAAAAGGCUCGUCGCGUGCGUUAA
Messenger RNA from Hibiscus syriacus, 621 nucleotides. RefSeq lists its product as uncharacterized. Lineage: Eukaryota; Viridiplantae; Streptophyta; Magnoliopsida; Malvales; Malvaceae. The record is from RefSeq and is a predicted model, not a curated record. The coding region runs from base 97 to 621 and encodes 174 amino acids. The transcript is spliced from 4 exons. Gene Ontology annotation, cellular component: chloroplast envelope.